Molecule: messenger RNA, 770 nt
Organism: Leptomonas pyrrhocoris
Lineage: Eukaryota; Euglenozoa; Kinetoplastea; Trypanosomatida; Trypanosomatidae
Exons: 1
Coding region: 360-770 (136 amino acids)
Molecular function (GO): protein binding
Source: RefSeq, a predicted model, not a curated record
GUUUAUUAUUACUGUUAUUAUUGUCAUUAGAUUUUGUCUUCUGCUGCUGUCAUUCAUUCAUGGAAAAGCACGGAGAUUUUGGCGAAUAAUCUUUCCUCCUCACUCUGUUACAUGCAUUGGAAACGUGUGAUCCUACCCGUUUAAGAGACCAAAAGGGCUCUUGCGUUUGCGUUGCGUGUCCUUUGCUGCGAGUUGUGUUAGAGCCGUUUCGCCGCCUGCGCAGACUCGAUUCGUGCGUCUCACGUCGACAUUUUCUUCUCUUUUCUUUCGAGAUCAGAAAUAGGCAGAGACUCCUCGCACCGUCUUUACUACACAUAUUUUUUAUAUUUGUUUUCUUUUCCGUCUUUGUAUCGGCAAUCAUGUCAGGUGAAGUGAACUUCUCGGGCUCCGACGUCGACUCGGCCGAUGAGUGGGCCAACCCGCCGCAGCGUACAAACACAGCACCCAUCGCCGCCGCUGCCGAGCAGCGCGGUGCGGCUGCCGCUGGCACGCGGAGUUUGGGGGAGAUGGACGCCGUGGAGCGCGACCUCGCAGGCGACGCCGUCCCUGUUGUGUUUGAGCUGCCCAACGGGGACCAGUACGCCGCAAAGUUCUUCAUGGGCCAGAGCGUGGAGCACCUGAAGGUGCUGCUAGAGAAGGAGAAGAAACUGCCGUACGACACGACAACGCUCUACCUUGGUGACCGCAUGCUGCUUGAUCCUCUCUCCUUGAGCGACCUGCCAUUUGAGGCGAAUGUGGAGAACCACGUGAAGGUGGUGAUGACGGCAUAG